Messenger RNA from Helobdella robusta, 435 nucleotides. RefSeq lists its product as hypothetical. The coding region runs from base 1 to 435 and encodes 144 amino acids. The record is from RefSeq and is a predicted model, not a curated record. NCBI's taxonomy places the organism in Eukaryota, Metazoa, Annelida, Clitellata, Rhynchobdellida, Glossiphoniidae. The transcript is spliced from 2 exons.
AUGGGUGACAUCGGUAGCAGAAAGAAUGGUGUUUAUAAUGAUGGUAUGGAAAUUUCUAGACACGAUGACGACGAAGAGGAUGUGGCUGGCAGUGAUGAUGACUAUGACGGUGCUCGUGGAAAUGAUGCUAAAAAAAUCAAUCUAGGUGGCAAAUAUAAGAAAAAUCACCACGAAAACAACAUCAAAAACAACAACGAUAAAAAUGUUAAUAAUAAUAAUAAUAAUAAUAAUAAUAAUUACGCUGAUGCUGAUAAUGACGUUGAACACAACAAUAGCAAUAGUGUCAUAAAAAUAAACCUGAAAAAUUACUUUGAUCACGUCCUAGCUGGGAGAGGUUCUAUGAACAUCAAUCUAGGCCGCAACAACAACCUCAACAGAAUCUUCAACAACAACAACAGCAGAAUCUUCAGCAACAACAACAACAACAUCGAUUAA